Ostrea edulis (European flat oyster) is the source of this 2622-nucleotide messenger RNA. RefSeq names its product monocarboxylate transporter 14-like. The record is from RefSeq and is a predicted model, not a curated record. NCBI's taxonomy places the organism in Eukaryota, Metazoa, Mollusca, Bivalvia, Ostreida, Ostreidae. The coding region runs from base 110 to 2143 and encodes 677 amino acids. Gene Ontology annotation, molecular function: monocarboxylic acid transmembrane transporter activity. Gene Ontology annotation, biological process: transmembrane transport; monocarboxylic acid transport. The transcript is spliced from 9 exons.
CGCACCCUGAUUUUUCCGGGGAAAUCAAAAAUGUGUCUCGAGGCCUUCCGAUUGGAAGACUAAAGAAAAAGUAGAAGAUACAUAACGUCAUGUGUUGUACACGAUCCUGAUGGAGAAUGAGGAACGAGAAAAAGUUAGAACAGGCCAAGGGGCUGACUUGGAAAUAGAUGAAGGUCUCCCCACCAUUGUAAUCGAGGAGACGAAAAAUGUGGCACCGGACGGCGGGUGGGGUUGGUGUAUUGUCUUUGGGAGUUUUCUGUGUCACUUUAUCAUUGGGGGACUGGAGCGGUCCUCUGGUCUGUUGUACCUCUACUUCCUGGACAGGUUUCAGAAAUCUGCUGCUGCAACGGCGUGGGCCACAGCCAUUCCUUCCGCAGUCAGACUAAUGUUGGGGCCCCUGUGUAGCUUCCUUUGUAACAAGUUUUCCUGUCGAGCGGUGGUGAUAACAGGGUCCAUUAUCUUAACCGCCACGCUCAUCAUGACAGCAUAUGCACCAACCCUAGAAGUGGUACUCUUCACAUUCGGAUUUUUAGGAGGUUUCGGACGUAGUUUGGCAUAUGCCCCCGCCGUUAUGAUAGUGGGAAUUUACUUCAACAAAAGACGAGGUAUUGCAAUCGGACUCUCUACGUCUGGGGUAGGAUUCGGAUCGUUCGUCAUCCCAGCGCUUAUAGAACUUUCAUUCCACUUUUACGCUUUUACCGGGGGAUUUUACAUUUUGGCGUGUUUUGCUAUACAUAUAUGUAUUAGCGGUAUGCUGUUUCGACCACUGGAAAGACAACGUUUACUAAUGGCUUUUGACAAAAGGAGAAAAAGUAUAAUGGACGGUACCAAAGUUCCACUGAGAGACACCAAUGCGUUAGCAUCUCACGAGAGUUUAAACGAGAAUUCCAACGAGAAUAACCCCAAGUUCAAAUCUGACAACUCAGGGUACAAGGAAUCCGAAAACGAAAGCACGGUCGUUCUAAAGAGAAAAACCAUCGAUGUUAUUAGAGAAGACGCAUCACUGCUUGAUAAUGGAGAAAAAUGUGUGUCGUUACAGAAUGGAACUGUGGCAGAGAAGAAUGGAAAAUGUUGUGCUUUCCUUAGAACAGAGUCAAAAUCUACGGGGUCAAAACAGAAGUACCUAGAACUUUCGCUUUUAAAAGAUUUCCGUUUUUUAUGUUUCUGUCUAUCUAUUUUGUUGUUCACGCUUGCCUUCCAGUCUGCCUUUGUGUUUCUCCCAGCGUACGGCAAACAGAUGGGUGCAACAGAUAUGGAGGCCGCAACUCUCGUGAUCAUCACCGGAGCCUUAGACGGAGUGGGAAGAGUGCUCUCUGGAAUUAUUUUAGAUCUGAAGAACGUUAAACGAUUCCGAGUCUAUGUAUACAAUGGUGUCAUGUUUCUGGUAGGGGGUAUUUCCUUCAUAAUUCCGUUUGUCCCGACCUACACUCAUCUGUGCGUGGUCUGCGGUGUGUAUGGGAUACUUAUAGGUACAUAUAUCUCCCAGAAAUCGGUCAUACUAAUUGACCUGCUAGGAGCGGGGAAACUCAUCAACUCCUUCGGGCUCCUGAUCAGCUUUCAGGGUGUCGGGAUGCUUAUAGGGCCACCCUUCUCAGGUUUCCUGAAAGACAUUGAUGGACGGUAUGAAAACGCUUUCUACGUGGGAGGCAGUUCCAUGUUUUUCGGUGCUGUUAUUUUAUUGGUGUCAAAUCUUCGACACUGGAUGAUGUCAAAGAAAAGGCACCUGUGUAGCUUCCUUUGUAACAAGUUUUCUUGUCGAGUGGUGGUGAUAACAGGGUCCAUUAUCUUAACCGCCACGCUCAUCAUGACAGCAUAUGCACCAAACCUAGAAGUGGUACUCUUCACAUUCGGAUUUUUAGGAGGUUUCGGGCGUAGUUUGGCAUAUGCCCCCGCCGUUAUGAUAGUGGGAAUUUACUUCAACAAAAGACGAGGUAUUGCAGUCGGACUCUCUACGUCUGGGGUAGGAUUCGGAUCGUUCGUCAUACCAGCGCUUGUAGAACUGGCAUUCCACUUUUACCGGGUUUUUUUUGUUUUUUUGUUUUUUGUUUUUUAUAUUUUGGCGUGUUUUGCUGUACAUGUAUGUAUUAGCAGUAUGCUCUUUCGACCAAUGGAAAGACAACGUUUACUAAUGGCUUUUGACUAAAGGCAAGAUAUAUAUAUAUAUAUAUAUAUAUAUAUAUAUAUAGCACAGAAAAUUUCACUUCUUUUGGAUACCCACUUCCGCCCCUACUCGCGGUUGAACUCACGACCUGAGGAACCAAAUCUCCUAGCAGCAUGUAACAAGCGCGCUAGACCGCUCGACCAUCUAGGGAAGUCUGAAAAACUUGUUUUCGAUGACGAUGGAAUUCUCACCACGCUGUCACACGCUACACGGUCAUUGAGAAUGGAAAUGGGAUACAGUUAUUUAACGUACAUUUAAGAGGAUCGUACAUAAUACACAUUGCAUUCGAAAUAUUUAUAUAUAAAGCACAGAAAUAGCAAUGAACUCUUAAAUGAACAUAACUGCCCCUAAGUGAAGAAAUAUUUAAUAUAAAGCACAGAAAAUUUCACUUCUUUUGGAUACCCACUUCCGCCCCUACCCGGGGUUGAACUCCCGACCUGCGGAACCAAAUCCCCUAGCAA